This is a messenger RNA of Lathyrus oleraceus (garden pea), 2817 nucleotides long. RefSeq names its product pentatricopeptide repeat-containing protein At4g37170. The transcript has a single exon. Lineage: Eukaryota; Viridiplantae; Streptophyta; Magnoliopsida; Fabales; Fabaceae. Gene Ontology annotation, molecular function: protein binding; RNA binding; zinc ion binding. The record is from RefSeq and is a predicted model, not a curated record. Gene Ontology annotation, biological process: RNA modification. The coding region runs from base 106 to 2127 and encodes 673 amino acids.
CAUUGCUCGUGAGACCAAAAAAAUCGAAAAAGAAAAACUCAGGUUCCCCAUAGCGCAAAAAUUCGAAAAAGAAAAACUCAGGUUCCCCAUAGCGCAACUCAAGUAAUGGCAUUCCGUAGAUUCUUUUCCUCUUCCUCCCAAUUCCGCCACGCCUCUUCUAGAAAUCUCAAUCUCAAUGCCGGAGACUCCACCCUCUCUCACCUUGCCGAACACCGCAAAUUUGAAGAGCUCAUUGAAGUUUUGUGUCAACAGAAGCGCCUCAAGGAAGCCGUUGAUUUCCUCCAUCGCAUUCACCAACCCUCUCCUCGUAUCUACUCCACUCUCAUUGCUGCUUGUAUUCGCCAUCGAUCACUUGAGUUAGGUAAGAGGGUCCAUGCCCACACCAAAGCUUCUAACUUCAUUCCUGGCAUUGUCAUCUCCAAUCGUUUGCUUCAUAUGUAUUCCAAAUGUGGGAGUCUGAUUGAUGCCCAGAUGAUGUUUGAUGAAAUGCCACAAAAGGAUUUGUGUUCCUGGAAUACCAUGAUAUCUGGUUAUGCUAAUAUUGGUCGUCUUGAACAAGCUAGGAAACUGUUUGAUGAAAUGCCUCAAAGAGAUAACUUCUCUUGGAAUGCUGUUAUUUCUGGUUAUGUUAGCUGUGAUCGACAUAGGGAAGCUCUGGAUUUGUUUAGAAUAAUGCACGUGAAUGAGAGUUCUAACUCUAAUAUGUUUACCUUGUCUAGUGCUUUGGCGGCAGCGGCUGCUAUACCGAGUUUGCGUUUUGGGAAGGAAAUUCAUGGUUACUUGAUAAGGACUGAGUUGAACUUGGAUGAGGUGGUUUGGACUGCUCUUUUGGACUUGUAUGGUAAGUGUGGGAGCGUAGAUGAAGCUAGGGGUAUUUUUGGUCAGAUGGCUGAUAGAGAUGUUGUUUCAUGGACUACCAUGAUUCAUAGAUGCUUUGAAGAUGGAAGAAAGAAAGAGGGUUUUUCCUUGUUCAGAGAUUUGAUGGGUUCAGCUGUUAGACCAAAUGAGUAUACGUUUGCUGGUGUUUUAAAUGCAUGUGCCGAUCUUGCUGCCGAACACGUGGGAAAGGAGGUUCAUGGAUACAUGACACGGGUAGGGUACGACCUGUGUUCGUUUGCUGCGAGUGCUCUUGUCCAUGUGUACUCGAAGUGUGGGAACACUGAAAUUGCAAGAAGGGUGUUUAACCUGAUGCCUCACCCAGAUUUGGUGUCAUGGACUUCUCUAAUUGUUGGGUAUGCUCAGAAUGGUCAACCCGACAUGGCUCUUCAUUAUUUUGAAAUGCUACUUCAAUCAGGUACAAAGCCUGAUGAAAUUACCUUUGUUGGGGUUCUUUCUGCAUGCACUCAUGCUGGAUUAAUAGAUAAAGGGUUGGAGUAUUUCCAUUCAGUGAAAGAGAAACAUGGAUUGGAGCAUACAGCAGAUCAUUAUGCAUGUGUUAUUGAUUUAUUGGCACGAUCUGGACGAUUCAAUGAGGCAGAGAAUAUUAUUGAUAGCAUGCCCAUGAAGCCUGAUAAAUUCCUUUGGGCAUCCUUACUUGGGGGAUGUAGAAUACAUGGGAACCUUGAACUAGCUGAAAGAGCAUCAAAAGCAUUAUUUGAGAUAGAACCAGAGAAUCCAGCUACCUAUAUCACCCUAGCUAAUAUUUAUGCUAAUGCUGGUAUGUGGACUGAGGUAGCCAAGGUUAGAAAGGAUAUGGACAAUAAGGGAAUAAUAAAGAAGCCAGGUAAGAGCUGGAUUGAAAUUAAAAGACAGGUGCAUGUGUUCUUAGUAGGUGAUACAUCUCACCCCAAAAUAAGCGAUAUACAUGAUUUCUUAGGAGAGCUCUCAAAGAAAAUGAAGGAAGAAGGCUAUGUUCCAGACACAAAUUUUGUGCUACAUGAUGUGGAGGAGGAGCAAAAAGAGCAAAACAUUUCUUACCACAGUGAGAGGCUUGCUGUUGCCUUUGGAAUAAUGUCAACUCCACCAGGAACUGCAAUCAAGGUUUUUAAAAAUUUAAGAACUUGUGUAGACUGUCACACUGCAAUGAAAUUCAUAUCAAAGAUUGUUCAAAGAAAAAUAAUAGUGAGAGAUUCAAAUAGGUUUCAUUGCUUUGAGAACGGAAUAUGCUCGUGCAAAGACUAUUGGUAGUAGUACACUGCAAUAGCUGAUUUAUUUAGCAUCGAAUGCACUGCUACUUUCGGGGUGUCACUAUGGAAGGAAAGACACCCUUAGACAGUUGCAUUGAUCAACUUCAUUUGCCUUCUCUCUCUUUCAUUUGAAAGGUGUUGCUUUCAAGUGGAAGUGAUUGUUGGAAAGAUAUACGCUCACCUAAGGCAGCUGGAAUGGUUAUGUAGGAAGAUGUCAGUAGAGGUAAUGGGUGGUUAAUGAUUAUUCACUUUCUGAAGUGCGUAAAAAGGAAGAAGGGUGUGAGUCACGAUGCAUGCAUUACAAUAGUAGUAGAUUGGGAAUGCUAUCAGGAAAUGAGGGUACAUUUAAUGAGUCAAAGUCUUACCGAGGUGUAUUGUGUUCAGAACACAACUAAAAGAUAAAGGGCAUGUUUGAUGAUAAUAGCUUAUAGGGUGAGAGUCUCACUAAAUCCCUCACCCAUGUACCAUAAAGUUUGAAGGAGGUCUUGUGUGACUCUAGCUAGCAAGUGAAAUAUUCAUUGUUGGCAUGAUGCUUGGAAGUUAUAUGGAACUGAACUGAUCCAACCGUGAAGUACUAAUGCAGUUCAAUUAGUCUUAUUUUUAUUGCAUUUAAAAAUGAAGAGUAUCACUUUGUGUAUAUUGGAGUUCCACAAUGGUGGUUAUUUUAUAUUAAUAAAAUUCUCUUGCUUUA